UCACCAGCCACGGCAUUGAUGGUCGGAGGACACUGUCAACCAAAGGGCCUACCAAGCUCUCUAGCAUAUACUCGAUACGACUACCGUGUGGCGACUCAAAGCCAUUGCAACUACAGGUAUAUCCCAGCCAGCCCAAGCACACCCACAUCAUAUGGCAUAUAAGAGAUAUCGAACAAACCAAAACAGACGGACUGAGACAAUCCACCCACAUGCACAAGAACUAUGUCACACUACAUCCAUCAGGUCUAAGACAUCAAGCAGGAAGUCGCCCACAGCAGCAUCGCACAGUCCAACGCAGAACCCAUUCACUGCCUACAGUGUACAUGAAAUCAAGCUUUGGGGAUACCGUUGCCUCCACCGUGCAACGCAACCGAACCAACCAAACGCAGAUGCGUAUCAUACCACCCACAAGAGCCACAAAUACUCCAUAACUGCGGAGGUAGUUGCGUAGCUACACAGCAGUGCAUCUUAAUAACUCGAACAACCGAAUGCGGAGAGAAGCAUCUCAUCCGUGCAGAUCAGACAGACAGACAGAACAACUGUGCGCAA
Molecule: messenger RNA, 549 nt
Organism: Aspergillus eucalypticola CBS 122712
Lineage: Eukaryota; Fungi; Ascomycota; Eurotiomycetes; Eurotiales; Aspergillaceae
Exons: 1
Coding region: 152-451 (99 amino acids)
Source: RefSeq, a predicted model, not a curated record